Molecule: messenger RNA, 894 nt
Organism: Penaeus vannamei (Pacific white shrimp)
Lineage: Eukaryota; Metazoa; Arthropoda; Malacostraca; Decapoda; Penaeidae
Source: RefSeq, a predicted model, not a curated record
AUGACUGUGCUAGCCGUACUGACGAUCAAAUUACCUGUUAUAAGUGUAAACAGAGACGAGGCAGCAGAGACGAGGCAGCAGAGACGAGGCAGCAGAGACGAGGCAGCAGAGACGAGGCAGCAGAGACGAGGCAGCGAGCAGCAGAGACGAGCCAGCAGAGACGAGGCAGCAGAGCAGGCAGCAGAGACGAGGCAGCAGAGACGAGGCAGCAGAGAGCCAGCAGACGAGGCAGCAGAGACGAGGCAGCAGAGACGAGGCAGCAGAGACGAGGCAGCAGAGACGAGGCAGCAGAGACGAGGCAGCAGAGAGCAGCAGAACGAGGCAGCAGAGACGAGGCAGCAGAGACGAGGAGAGGAAGGCAGCAGAGACGAGGCAGCAGAGACGAGGCAGCAGAGACGAGGCAGCAGCGAGGCAGCAGAGGACGAGCAGCAGAGACGAGGAGCAGAGACGAGCAGCAGAGACGAGCAGAGACGAAGACGAGCAGCAGAGACGAGCAGCAGCACGAGGCAGCAGAGACGCAAGCAGAGCGAGCAGCAGAGACGAGGCAGCAGAGACGAGGCAGCAGGACGAGCAGCAGAGACGAGCAGCAGAGACGAGGCAGCAGAGACGAGGCAGCAGAGACGAGGCAGCAGAGACGAGGCAGCAGAGACGAGCCAGCAGAGACGAGGCAGCAGCAGCAGAGACGAGCAGAGACGAGGCAGCAGAGAGCAGAUCCCAGCAGAGACGAGGCAGCAGAGACGAGGCAGCAGAGACGAGGCAGCAACGAGGCAGCAGAGACGAUGCGAGACCAGCAGAGACGACAGCACGAUAGCAGAGACGAGCCAGCAGAGACUUCUCUUCGAUCUCAAAAAGUCUAAACCUCAGCCCCAGCACAAGGGCAACAAAGAUGCUUAA